This is a messenger RNA of Trichogramma pretiosum, 2280 nucleotides long. RefSeq names its product SET and MYND domain-containing protein 4-like. The record is from RefSeq and is a predicted model, not a curated record. Gene Ontology annotation, molecular function: protein binding. Lineage: Eukaryota; Metazoa; Arthropoda; Insecta; Hymenoptera; Trichogrammatidae. Bases 105 to 2066 code for a protein of 653 amino acids. The transcript is spliced from 6 exons.
AAGAAAAAAAAAUGAAGUGAUUGUAAAAGUGUUGACAGUGCUGUUCGGCGUUUAUCACAUAAUUACCUUUUAAUAGUUGACAGAGUUAAAAACAACGACGGAAAAUGGAUAUCGCCAAGGAAAAAAUAUUGGCAGUGAAAAAAAACAAUACAAAAGGAUAUGGGAUGCAAAAGGAAUGCGAAGCUUUGGUAGGCUACGUAUUGAAAAAUAUGAUCAAAUCAAAUAUGCCACCCUUAGUAGCCGAAGUGAAAAAUGACAAAGAUUCGGCAAAGUUUCGGGAAGAAGGUAAUCAAAGCUUCGUGUCGGGCGACGACGACGACGCGAUCGAGAAGUACACGAUGAGCCUGGCGUUCGCCAAGAGCCGCGAGUCGAUGGGCCUGGCGUUCGCCAACCGAUCGGCGGCUCUCUAUCGCAAGCAGCUCUAUCGCGAGUGCCUGAUCGACAUCGACGCCGCGCUCGGCCACGGCUAUCCCGAGGACAAGAGGAUCAAGCUCAAGGAGCGCGCGGUCAAGGCGGUCGCGUCGCUCCGACAGCUCUGCAGCGGCAAGGAUCAGAACAUGAACGACUUGCCGGCGGCCAGCGUGCCGAGGGCUCCUCCUCAGCCACAAGACUCGAGCAAAACCACCAGCAACGGUACCGGCGGCAACGGCAGCGAGCUCAAGGAUUACGCCCUGAUCAAGAACAUCAUCGAGGAUGGCAAGAGCAGCGACAAGUCGUCGCAGAGGUCGGUCAGCAGCAGCAGCAGCGACGACGGCCUGGUGAAGGAGAGCCUGGAGGAGAUGAUGAGCAAGAGCUCGCGAGGCCCGCCGAGAUACGUCGUCGAGGAAGGCGAGCUGGCCCUGGCCUACGGCGCGAACGACGAGGUGCCGGCGCUCAGCAAGGGCGCCACGAUCGUCUACACGGAGAAGUACGGCAGGCACCUGGUGGCCACGCAGCACUUCAAGGCCGGCGACAUCAUCCUCACGGAGAAUCCCUACGCCUACGUUAUUUACCGUGAGAAAUACUACACCCACUGUCAUCACUGCCUGACGCGCAGCUUCAAUCUCAUCUCCUGUCCGCACUGUCCGAUAGCCCAGUACUGCUCGGAGAAGUGCAUGCGCGACGCCUGGCAGCUGGCCCACCAGCUCGAGUGUCCCAUACACGCAGUCUUCUCGAAGCUGCUCAACGUCGACAAGGACAAAAUCAGGAUACUUACCAAAAUCACGAGGAUGCUGAUAAUCGCCACCAAGAGCGGCCGAGCUAUCGACGAGCUUCGCAAGGACUGCCUCGAAGCUGAGAAAAAUCCUGACAAAAGAAAGCAAGGAUUCACGGACGCGGGUAUCUUCGACAGCGCGAGCGCGAGGUGCGCUCUGAGCCUCGCGACCAAUCUGCCGGUCAGGCCGCCGAUCGAGAUAAGCGCCUUCUCCUGCAUAUCGGCGCUGGCCGUGAUCCUUCUGGCCCUGAGGACGAAAUUCUUCCAGGACACGACGCACACGGCCGAGCAGCUGAGGGAUCUCGCCGAGAAGGACGACGAUAUGGUAUUCUGUGCCGCCAUCGUCUUUCGCAGCUGCGUCAUCAUAUCGUCCAAUUCGUUCUCGGUACAACAAGAGCCAGGAGUGAAGGUCGGCUCGGGCCUCUACGUCACGGCCAGCCUGCUCAAUCACUCGUGCUGCCCGAACACGUUUCGCCACUACUUCGGCCUGCAGAUGGUCACGCGAGCCCUCGAGCCCAUCAAGCCGGGCGACCAGAUAUUCACCUGUUACGGAGGCGGCUAUCAGUACAUGGGGCGCUCGGAGCGCCGACGGAAGAUGGCCGAGUCGUACUUCUUCGACUGCGACUGUCAGGCUUGCGCCGAGGACUGGCCCAUCUACCUGGACAUACUGCGCAAUCACGUGGGCUCCAUCGCCAAGACCAAUCGGCCGCUCGUGGACAAGCUCAAGCCCUACAGGCAGAGGCUGCUGGCCGACAAGUACGACAUCGACGCGGUGAAGAGCAUCCUCGAGGUGCUCUACGCCGAGGCCAAGAUGCCAUGCGAGGAGAUCGUCCACGCUGUCCAGUAUCUCAAGAGCUACUAUCUCGAUCCAUAAACUCGAUAAAAAUUGGAUGCAAAGGAUAAUGAUAAGUAAAUUGUACUUACUUUUGAAUUUGACGAAACUCAGUUCCUUGAAUUAAUGUGACAUGUCGAAAUGUACAUUAGUAACUUGUUUGUGUCUUGUCUAUGUCUUGAUUUUUAUGUUAAAAGUGUACAUUCAAAGAUAUUACUCAUGCAAAAAGACGAAAGAAAAAAAAAUUAAUUCUUCA